Miniopterus natalensis is the source of this 769-nucleotide messenger RNA. It is a transcript of the gene MPC2, whose product is annotated as mitochondrial pyruvate carrier 2. The record is from RefSeq and is a predicted model, not a curated record. NCBI's taxonomy places the organism in Eukaryota, Metazoa, Chordata, Mammalia, Chiroptera, Miniopteridae. Gene Ontology annotation, biological process: pyruvate import into mitochondria. Gene Ontology annotation, cellular component: mitochondrial inner membrane.
CUCGGCCUUCUCCGGGCCUCGGCCCGUGGGUGAUUCGCGGGGGGGGCAGGCUGAGCGGCGGCGGGAAGAGCACCCUAGGGAAGAGAAGGACGCGAGGCCCUGAGGCGGGGGACAGUGACGAGCUCCCCUUCGUCGUCAGCCGGGAACCAGUACGCGGCCACCCACCCGCCCGCCGGGCCACGAUCCCUAGUCCGCAGAGAUGUCAGCUGCCGGCGUCCGGGGUCUGAGGGCCACCUACCACCGGGUCCUCGAUAAAGUGGAGCUCAUGUUGCCUGAGAAAUUGAGGCCGCUCUACAACCACCCGGCAGGUCCCAGAACAGUUUUUUUCUGGGCUCCAAUUAUGAAAUGGGGGUUGGUGUGUGCUGGAUUGGCUGACAUGGCCAGACCUGCAGAAAAACUCAGCACAGCUCAGUCUGCUGUUUUGAUGGCUACAGGGCUUAUUUGGUCAAGAUACUCACUUGUAAUUAUUCCAAAAAACUGGAGUCUGUUUGCUGUUAAUUUCUUUGUCGGUGCAGCAGGAGCCUCUCAGCUCUUUCGUAUUUGGAGAUAUAACCAAGAACUAAAAGCUAAUGCAAACAAAUAAAAGAGCUCCUGAUCAUCCCAACAACCUAGAUGUAGCCAUAACCACUGGGACCUAGUUUGAUUUGUCAUUUGGUUAUUGGUAAGGUGAAGCUCCCUGUGCUAAUGAUUGGAAUGCAUAAAAAAAUUCUAACUUAACUGGGAGCUAGGACUCGAUUCAACAGAAAAAUAAAGCAAAUUAUUAACAACA